Saccoglossus kowalevskii is the source of this 2574-nucleotide messenger RNA. RefSeq names its product telomerase protein component 1-like. NCBI's taxonomy places the organism in Eukaryota, Metazoa, Hemichordata, Enteropneusta, Harrimaniidae. Gene Ontology annotation, cellular component: Cul4-RING E3 ubiquitin ligase complex. Gene Ontology annotation, molecular function: protein binding. The record is from RefSeq and is a predicted model, not a curated record.
AUGGGUUGUGGUUCUUCACAUGAUUACCACUACACAGUUAUGCAGUCAUGGGACGAAGUAUCCAAGUCAGUCACAGUGAAAAAGAGAUCAGUCAAAGAAAAUCCAGUCAUAAAACGAUCCGGGUGGAAAACAGUCAGAAUCUUUGUAUCUUCCACUUUCCGUGAUUUCUAUGCAGAAAGAGAAAUAUUGAUUAAACAGGUUUUUCCAGAUCUUAAGGCAUGGUGUGAAAAAAGAAGAUUGCAUCUCGUAGAAUGUGAUCUCAGAUGGGGAGUUCCUAAAGACACCACAACAGAGGAAACCUUGAGGAUAUGUCUUGGUGAAAUAGACCGAUGUUAUGCUGAUAAUAUUAUGCCCUUUUUCCUCAAUUUAACUGGUGAGAGAUGUGGUUGGAUUCCUACUAAUUUUGAAGUACCUCGAGCAUUGGUGUCAGAGUACAAAUGGAUACGAGGACUUUCAGUGACAGAAAUGGAAAUCAUGCAUGGAGCUUAUCGCAUUGAUAACCCAAACUCACUGUUCAUGAUCCGUAAGUCAGCAUUUAUACAAAGUGUUCCAGAAGACUACAGAAAGGAUUUCCUAGAUCCAAAUCCUUUAGCAGAACAAAAAUUGAAAAUUCUGAAAGAUAUGUUGAAACAGAGACUUCUUGAUGAUGUCACUGAGCAGCUUAAUAAUGUCACUGAGCAUCUUAGUGAUGUCACUGAGCAGCUUAGUGAUGUCACUGAGCAGCUUAAUAAUGUCACUGAGCAUCUUGAUGUCACUGAGCAGGGAACAAGAGUGAAAUGGUACAACUGUCAGUAUGAUGGUGUAACAGAUGAUGGUAUUGUACGAUUCAAAGGUUUGGAUGGUACAUUUGCUAAUACAGUGUUUAAUUUUUUCAAGACAAGAAUCAAUGAACAGUACCCAUUAGAUGACACUAAACUAGAUUCAUAUCAGCAGUCCAAGGAAGCACACGAGUCAUUUAUGAAGAGUCGUGCACAGAUGGUUCUCGGAAGGGAUGAUAUUCUACAAAAAAUAGAAGACUAUGUCGUUGGGGUUGCUGAACAUAAACCAUUCAUUUUACUAGGGGGUCCUGGUGUUGGUAAAUCAUCUAUUAUGGCUAUGACAGCAGAAGUAGCAUGUGUCAGAGCAGUCAAGAAAGAUAUACCAGGUGGAGGUGAUGCUGGUUGGUAUGUGUUUUAUCAUUUUGUUGGUGCCUUACCCGGAUCAACUGACUUGGAAAAGUGUCUCAAGAGAUUAUUGAGAGAGAUAGAUGCUGUCACAGAGAAUACCAUGCCAACAGAUUUGGAAUCUACAUGUCAGAUGGCGGCUAGUGCUUUGUCUAACGCUAAAACACGACCUACAAUUGUGAUUAUUGAUGCUGUCAAUCAGUUUGAUGAGGAGCAGCAAGCCAGAGUCGUAAGCUGGAUACCUAAGAAGUUAUCUCCACAGAUCCGUGUUAUCUUGUCUAUGAUCAACAACUCUGCUCCUCACAAGAUGCUACAAGCUAGAGAUGCUGAUACAAAGGAAGUGCCGGUUACGCCAUUGGAUAUGGACUCAAGAAUGGAGAUUGUUUCAGCAAUGUUAGGCAGGUACAACAAGAGACUUGACAAAGAACAGAUGAAUAAUCUAUUAGCUAAAGAGUCUUCCCAGAAUCCUUUGUGGUUAGCUGUUGCAUGCGAGGAGCUUCGGGUAUAUGGGGUGUUUGAUAAAAUCAAUGAUAAAAUAAACACAUUAGCUGAUGGUCUAUUAGAUUUAUUGGCUCAAGUUUUGAAGCGAUUUGAGGAGGAGAAUGGUGGUCAGUUGUUGGUGGCUACACUAUGUGUCUUAGAAUGUUCAGCAACAGGAUUGUUAGAAACAGAAUUACUAUAUAUUCUUGGAGAUGAAGAUAACUUGAUGCCUCCAGAUCACAAUGAAGAGGAAAAGGGUGCAAGUGGCAAAGAAUCUGAUGUGGUCAAUCAGUUCAAACAACCCCUAGCACCAUUUAAGUGGGCUACUGUGUACCGAGCACUGAAGCCAUUUUUAAGACCAUUUGGUGACAGUGGAGAAGGCAGACUAGAUUUCUAUCAUAGAUCUUUAAGUAAAGCUGUCAGACAUAUGUAUUUCCUAAAUGAUGAUGAUAAUGAAGAUGAUGAUGACAGCCGAGAUGUCUAUUACUGGUGGCAUAAAAAAUUAGCAGAUUUCUUUGAGUUGAAUAAAAACAUUGACAGAAAGUUGGAGGAAUAUCCUCAUCAUCUGAUCAAGAUCAAAGACACAGAGAGACUAAAAGUGUUUCUGACUAACUGGAAGACAUUCGACAAACUUUAUGAUGAAGAAUUCAGCUCAAAAUUAUUGUUUUUCUGGCGAAUGGCUGGUGGUUAUGAAGAAAUGGUGAAAGGAUCAAAAGCAUGUCUUGAAGAGUUGGAGAAUGACCCUAGCGCUAACAGAGCUUUGCUUGCAUUGAGGACAGCCAGUAUUGCACGGGUUCUUACACAAGCUGGUCAAUAUCAAGUUGCAUUGGAUCUACUCAAGAAAGCUAUGGAUAUAGAAGAGAACGAGUUAGGGGCCCGUCCUGAGAGAAUGGUGGAAUUAUACGAUGUUUGCAGUAAAAAUUAUACUGAU